Molecule: messenger RNA, 834 nt
Organism: Cordyceps militaris CM01
Lineage: Eukaryota; Fungi; Ascomycota; Sordariomycetes; Hypocreales; Cordycipitaceae
Exons: 1
Coding region: 1-834 (277 amino acids)
Source: RefSeq, a predicted model, not a curated record
AUGUCUCAAUUUCACGACUUUGGAAACCUUCCUCCCGAGCUACGGCACGCAAUCUGGAUACUAGCACGGGAAAGCCGGCGGAUCCCCGUUUGUGCGCUGCAGCUGCGGCCGGAGCAGUCCAUCCUACGGCCGCCGCUGAUAGCCCCCGCGCCUGUGCUCCUACACGCCUGCCGCGAGUCGCGGCAUCUGAUGGCGACUACGUCGUACCAAAAGGCCUUUUACGACGCUUCGCCCCCUGUGUGGCCAUCGGCCGUGACGGGCAUCACCACCGCCGCCACCACGCCGCCAUACACGUGGGUCGACUACAGCAUCGACGUCUUCUGCAUGACGGAGCGGCAGCUCCCGGUGCUGGCGCUCGGCCCGCGCCGCCACCUGGUGCGCCAGAUUGAAGUGGUGUGCGAUUUGAGCGACGGGCUCUACUACUCGGCGCGGCGGCGGCACUGCUUCCGGAACGGGGCCGCGCUGUUUGAGCUCUCGGGCCUGCGUACGGCGCUGCUGGUCCACGAGGCGGCGCUCGAGGCGCACCCGAUCGAACGCUGGCCGGUUGUGGCGUUGAGCAUCAUGCUGGACUGCUACUCAACCUGCCGGCCCGUCGGCUUCUGCGUCUGCAUCCUCCACCCCCUGAGCCCUGGUCUUGGCAUGCUGACGCCGCGCAACUAUCUCCGCCAGCUGGUCAAUACGCGGCCGGUCGAGAUUUCGGACUUGGCCGGACUGGACGUGUACACGCUCCCAGAGGCUGUGGUCUGGGCGGCCUGGGAUGACAGGGACGGGGCCGGGUGGAAGCAUGUCGGUUGCGAGUGUGAGAAUGUCAAGCACGAGGCGCAGCGGUCCUAG